CAGGAAAACAACUGCAAGAAGACUUAAAAAAUACGGAAAAAGAAAAAGGUGCUUUAACUACCAAAACUAAAGAACUGGAUAGCGAAUUAGAUGCUGUCAAAAACAAACUCCAAAAAGAGGAUAUCGGUCAGCAAAUUAAUCAGAAGAACCAAACAAUAACUGAUUUGCAGCACGAAGUUGACUUACUUCAAGCUGAAGUCAAUAAUUACCAAGAAAAAGCUAUUGAAGUAGCCGAAAGAUUAAAGAAAAACCGCACUUUGGUUAGUCCGGAAAAAGCUAGUCUAGAGGAAUUACGUAAAGAAUGUUCCGAAUUGCAAAAAGAACGUCAAAAUGCGGAAGCUUUAAAACAAGAAGCGGCUAAUUUAGGAAAAAUAUUGUGCAAUAAAAGAACUGAAAUCCUCAAGUUAGUUAAAAAACUAAAUAAGUUAGAAAAUGAUAUGACUAAUCUUGAACAAGAAUUAAGGGAGGAGAAAGAAAAAGUGCAACAACUAGAAAUUGCUCGUGAUAAUCUUUUGAUUGAAAAAGAAAAAGAGAUUGCUUUGCAAAAAACAGAAUUAGGAGAAAAACGCAUAGAAUUACAAGGAAAAGAAACGCAACUCAACGAAAAAGAUGGAAUAAUUGCAGAAAGAGACAAAAUUAUAGAAUGUGAAAAUACUGAAUUAAAAUUCAACAACGAUCAGCUAAAUGCAGAUAAUCACAGAUUAACUACCGAGUUACGCGAAAAAACUGAAGAACUUCGUAAUGCCAUUAGGGCAAAAAAGAAUAGUGGCAUCAAGAGUGGAUUUAAUGCGGCCAUUCUGGUUUGGUACGGGAUAAAAGCUAUUUGGUAUCGUAUUUUUGGUCGCAAGGAAAUCAAUAAGCUUCAAGAACUCCGGGAAGAACUCAAAGAAGUUCGGGGCAAACUUUUGCAAACUCAGUUAGCUGCCGUGAUUAAGGAAAAAGAAAGCAAACCUGCUUCCAAAAAUCUCCCGCAAUCACCUUCUAGCGAAUAA
Messenger RNA from Racocetra persica, 992 nucleotides. NCBI's taxonomy places the organism in Eukaryota, Fungi, Glomeromycota, Glomeromycetes, Diversisporales, Gigasporaceae. The record is from the annotation of a GenBank genome assembly.